Molecule: messenger RNA, 935 nt
Organism: Cinclus cinclus
Lineage: Eukaryota; Metazoa; Chordata; Aves; Passeriformes; Cinclidae
Gene: PTRHD1
Product: peptidyl-tRNA hydrolase domain containing 1
Exons: 2
Coding region: 1-372 (123 amino acids)
Molecular function (GO): peptidyl-tRNA hydrolase activity
Source: RefSeq, a predicted model, not a curated record
AUGGCGGCACCGACAGAGGCGCUGGUGCAGUACGUGGUGCUCCGCGGGGACUUGGCGCGGCCUCCCCUCUCGUGGCCGCUCGGUGCCGUGGUGGCUCAGGGCUGUCACGCCGCGCUGGCCGCCGUUCACGCUUACCGGGAGCAUCCCGACACCUCCGCGUACCUGGAGCAGGGCGACGCCAUGAGGACCGUGGUGCUGGAGGCUCCCGACGAGCGCUCGCUGCUGUCGCUGUCGGAGCGGCUGCAGCGGGAGGAGCUGGAUCACCGCCUGUGGUGGGAACGUCCCGACGGAAUUCCCACGGCGCUGGCGCUGCGCCCCUAUCCCAAAAACCGCCUCCGGCCCAUCCUCCGGAACCUCGGCCUGCUCCGGUGAGCUCGGGAAUGUCCCGGGAAUGUCCCGGGAGUGUCCCGGCAGUGUCCCGGGACACGGGAAUGUCUUGGGAAUUUCAUGGGAAUGUCACGGGAAUUUCAACCUGCUCCAUUGAACUUGGGAAUGUCGUGGGAAUGUCACGAGAGUUUCAACCUGCUACGAUGAAUUUGGGAAUGUCGUGGGAAUUUCAUGGGAAUUUCAACCAGCUCCAAUGAACUCGGGAAUGUCUUGGGAAUUUCAUGGGAAUUUCAACCUGCUCCAAGGAGUUUGGGAAUGUCUUGGGAAUUUCAUUGGAAUUUCACCUGCUCCAAGGAGAUCGGGAAUGUCAUGGCGAUGUCAUGGGAAUGUCUUGGGAAUGUCUUGGGAAUGUCAUGGCAAUGUCUUGGGAAUUUCUACCUACUCCAAGGAGAUCGGGAUGUUUUGGGAAUGUCUUGGGAAUGUCAUGGGAAUUUCAACUUGCUCCAAGGAGUUCGGGAAUGUCUUGGGAAUUUCAUUGGAAUUUCACCUGCUCCGAUGAGCUCGGGGAUGUCGUGGGAACAAAAUAUGGAGAAGGAAAUGAAAUUGAA